CUGGUUGGUUUGUGUGGCGUUGGCUGCCUCGGAGAUACAACACACCUGACACAGAAAGGAGGUAGUAGUAGUUACCAGCGACGACCCCUAGUUAUAGGUUGACUCCGUUUCACCAGUCCGACCAUCAGUCCAGACACCUGCGAGAUGCGGUAGCGGCAACUUGGUCUGGCCACAAACCCUUGCCCGACUCCAGUCAACAUUGAGAGCUCAAAUCAUAAAAUUUUUUUUUGGUGUUGCAUUUCUCGCCAGUAGAAAGUCAUGACCGUUGUAGUAAUGUUCUUUAUGGAACCGAGUGAUCUUUAGUGUGAGACCAGAAGCGUAUAUAGACGAGCAGGCGAAGAUACAUCAGCUGUGGAAAGGAACUUUUUAAAACAAUAUUUUGAAUAAGGAAAAUCGCUCUCGGGGUUCAAAAGCACGCAACCACGUGAAUAUGAUUCAGCAGCAAUCGAGAUCGCUACCGCUGAAAGACUGAACGGAGAGAUAGCAGCAGCAGCAGGAGCAGCAGUCAGGCUUGAUUAAGAAGAGAGAGAGAAAGGGAGAAAGAUUCACACAAAACAAAAAAUCUCAGCCUGUUUUCGUUACGUAAAAGGUUUUGUUGCUGCUCUAAGAGGAAGUAGUAUAUACCUUCAAAGAUGCAUCUAACUGCUUUGGAGAUGGAGGGUGUGGUCGCCCCAGAGGCAAGAGAAAAGGACGAGGAAGAAGGAAGUCCCACGGAGAAGACUGACGUCGCUAAAUCUCGAGAGGUUUUGGUGGAGAGCGACUCGAAGAACAAGCUACUUUACACAGUGGAGGACAACCCGCCUUGGUACACCUGCGUCGUCUUGGGCCUUCAGCAUUACCUGAUGAUGGUGGAGUCCACAGUCAGCAUCCCUUAUCUCCUGACGCCGAUGAUGUGCAUGGCGGUGUCGGACCCAGCCAGGGGCGCCAUCGCUUCGACCAUCAUCUUCGUCAGCGGCAUCGUCACUCUCCUCCAGACGACCUUCGGAGUGCGGCUCCCCAUCGUCCAGGGCGGCACCCACGGCUUCCUCGGUCCAAUCAUUGCCAUCCUGACCUUGAUGCCCUGCCCUCCUGACGAGGAACUCGACGCCAUGACCUCGGAACAGCGCACGGAACUGUGGCAGACGCGCAUGCGCCAAGUCCAGGGUGCUAUCUGCGUCGCUGCCAUCUUCCAGGUGGUCGUUGGUUUCACAGGUGCGAUCGGCGCCCUCCUCAGGUGGAUCUCGCCCUUGGUCAUCGUCCCCACAGUCACCCUGAUUGGGUUCUCGUUGUUUCCCGUCGCAGCUGAUAAGGCCUCGUCCCACUGGGGCAUAAGUGCUCUGACGAUUGGUCUACUCGUCAUCUUCUCUCAAUAUCUGGCCGAGGUCAGCCUACCUUUCUUCUCCUGGUCGAGAGCAAGGGGUUUCACCAGGACGAACCUUUACGUCUUCAAAUUGUUCCCCGUUCUCUUGGCCGUGAUCCUAGCCUGGGUGACCUGUUGGGCGCUGACGUACGCUGACGUCUUACCGCCUGACAAUCACGCGAGGACUGACCUUCGGCUGGAAAUAAUUAGCGAUUCGCCGUGGUUCCGAGUCCCAUAUCCAUGUCAGUGGGGUCUACCAACAGUCAGCGUCGCAGGUGUCAUGGGUAUGAUGGCAGGCGUCCUUGCCAGCAUUGUCGAGAGUAUUGGGGACUACUUCGCCUGUGCCCGAUUGGCAGGAGCCCCAGCGCCACCAAAACACGCAGUGAACAGAGGUAUUUGGAUGGAGGGCCUUGGCACCGUUCUGGCAGGACUCUGGGGAACGGGCAGUGGCACUACUUCCUAUUCCCAGAACGUGGGUGCCAUCGGCGUCACAAAGGUAGGGAGUCGACGGGUGGUCCAGUACAGCGCCAUGAUCAUGCUCCUCUGCGGCAUCGUAGGAAAAGUGGGCGCCCUCUUCAUCACGAUCCCUGAGCCCAUCAUCGGCGGCAUCUUCUGCGUCGUCUUCGCCAUGAUCACGUCCGUGGGUCUGUCCACGCUCCAGUACGUCGACCUCAACUCCUCCAGGAACCUCUUCGUCCUGGGAUUCUCGCUCUUCAUAGGGAUGGCUCUGCCGAUGUGGAUGCAAAAACCAGGCAACAAGGACAUUAUCAACACCACCAUACCUGUACUGGACCAAGUUCUGUCUGUGCUCCUGCGCACUUCGAUGUUCGUUGGCGGUAUUUUGGGCCUGUUCCUGGACAACACAAUUCCAGGAACGGACGAGGAAAGAGGAAUGGUCCAGUGGAAGGCACAGCUGAAACCCAGCAGGGAAGAAGAGGGCAGAACGAUAGCCGUGGAUCAGUCUUGCUACGAUCUGCCUGUUGGAAUGUACGCUAUUAAAAAAAUGUCCUGGGCGAAAUUCGUUCCUGUCCUGCCCACUUUCGUCGGCUGGGGCUACCUGAGGAGAAGAUGCGCCACGGCUGGAAAGCAUAAAGCCUAAAGUACGAGGACACAGCCGUGAACAGGACAAGGCGCAAACUUCUCACGUGAAGCUGCCAGUGCCUCAAAGGAAACUCGUAAAUGAUAGCUAGCUGCUCAAGAUCUCAAUUCCUAUUUGUAAAGAUAUAUAACUGACGACGGCGUCACUUCUCCUCAGGAUAUAAAUAUAAUAGUCUCGGAUAAGCAUUCCAUUCCCUCUUCCUGGAAAUCGAACCUAACUGCUGUGUGUACAGAGAAGUGAGUUGUCUGGCUACUGCUGUUUGCUGCCUUCCAGUCCUGCGCGCCAAAUCCAGCACAAGUCCAAUGCAAGUUAGGCAGGUCACGGGCAAGAGUCACAAGUUCAACAGGUCAGCAGAGCAAGUCAUCACCCAUUGGGCAGGUCCACAAGCAAGAGUCACCACCAGUUGCGCAGGCCUACACGUAAGAGUCACAUCAAGUAGCAGGUCUACAAGUAACAAGCAGUUCUGUACACAAAGAGACCCCCCAGUAGCAGGUCUCCACAAGCAAGACCCACUGCCAGUAUUUGACGGUUAAGCAAAGCUAUUCGUCGUCUGAAUCCAAACUCUGUUUUGUCUUCCAUUGUCCGAGGUCAUUUGUUGCUUCUUAUUUGGACCGGUUAUCUACAGUGAAAUGAGCACAAUUAUUAUUUCUCAAGGUAACUUGCACACAUUAGAUCAAAGCACAUAAUAUAUUGGACCGGUAAGCAAAAUGAUUUAUGUAUUCUUAUUAUUUUUGUGUAUUCAUGCAUUCAUGAUUACAAGGUGGUAUUAGACAAAUAGUCACUAGUCAAACUAAAACUGUAUGCGUUAUUUGUAAGUGUCUUGUGUGUUUUUAUUAUUACCAAACAGAGAUGUAUUGUGUAUUUGACGUUUUUAAGGAAAACCACUAAUAAUCGUAACCUAACACGAAAAUCUAAUCCACAACAGAGAUGGUAACUUUAUAGAGAACUUAGGAUAUGCUAAGUUUUAAUGCACAAUCAUUUUAUCUGGACAAAAACUGCCAAUAAAAGUUUUGUAGUCUUCAGUGUCUAGUGAUAAGAUCAGCUAAAAUAAUAUCACAUUAUGGAAAAACUUUAUAAUUUUGGGAUAGAGAACCUUAAAAUAAGAAUUUUUAUUUCAGACCUUGAGAUGUAACUUAAGUUAACAAAGUUGCUGUCGUGUAUGGUAUAACAACACCAACAUUCUCCAAUUGAACUUUGCAUAUUUGUCAGACUCAUUCAUAUGUAAAAACUGGGAUUUUUCAUAUUUUAAUUCUAUAUUCACUUCAUAAAACGAGGUCCUCUAACUUUGCGACUCAGUGGCCUGAUUAAACUACCCAUUAAUGAUAUUUAAAAAAAAAUACAGUGAGUGUUCCGGAGUCGCAGUAAAGCAGUAUUAACUCCAUACCUCCAAGAUGAAAGUCAAACAGCUGAUUCUCAUCACAAGACGAAGAUUUUGUGCACAAACAGGACUUAUUCCGAGACGAGAUAUGACUGAAAUCUUCCAGGUGUGUUUCGUAAAAGAGAUUCUCUAAUAAUUUAGAAUGGCUUAAGAUUCUGUGAUACCUUGCUAUCAACUACAACAGGGACAAAAACAACAGCGCCAACGAAUUUGCAAUGAUUUUAUUCAUGUGAUAUGUAGAAUUUGUAUGUAAGGGUACAUGUAUACAUAUAUGUAUUUUA
Messenger RNA from Macrobrachium nipponense, 4097 nucleotides. RefSeq names its product solute carrier family 23 member 1-like. The record is from RefSeq and is a predicted model, not a curated record. NCBI's taxonomy places the organism in Eukaryota, Metazoa, Arthropoda, Malacostraca, Decapoda, Palaemonidae. The transcript has 13 exons. Gene Ontology annotation, cellular component: membrane. The coding region runs from base 633 to 2438 and encodes 601 amino acids. Gene Ontology annotation, biological process: transmembrane transport. Gene Ontology annotation, molecular function: transmembrane transporter activity.